Molecule: messenger RNA, 1740 nt
Organism: Didymosphaeria variabile
Lineage: Eukaryota; Fungi; Ascomycota; Dothideomycetes; Pleosporales; Didymosphaeriaceae
Exons: 4
Coding region: 1-1740 (579 amino acids)
Molecular function (GO): heme binding; iron ion binding; oxidoreductase activity, acting on paired donors, with incorporation or reduction of molecular oxygen
Source: RefSeq, a predicted model, not a curated record
AUGGUGUCCUUCGGCCUGCUCGCCCUAACAGGCCUCUUCUGCAUCCUCGUCCCCAUUCUCCGCCACAUUCAGCGCCUCUACUUGAAUUACAGGCUCGCAAAGCAGACAGGCCUACACAUCUUCAUAGCGCCCGUCGACCCGUACGGUAUCCUCUGGCAGGCUGGCUCGCGAUUUUUCACGCCUGUUCUACAGCAUUUCCAAUGGUGUAGAAUCAUCGAUCUGUCCUGGACCUGGGAAGACGAUUGCACGCGACAUGAGAAAUACGGCGAGAAUUUCAUCGUGGUCAGCCCGGCCAUGAAUAUAAUAUACACGAGCGACAAGGUCGCGGUUGAAGAGGUGCUGGCGAAGAGGAAAGUGUUUAUCAAGCCGAAGCUUUAUGAAAUGAUGAACAUGUUCGGGAAGAACGUGGACACGGUCAAUGGCGAGGAGUGGUCGAGACACCGCAAGAUCACGGCUCCCUGCUUUAACGAACGUGUUUCCGGCUUUGUCUGGGAUGAGUCUGUCCGACAGUCCCAAGCUAUGCUUAAUCAAUGGCUUGCACAACCCGAGGGCAAGGUAUCGAAGAUGGUUGAUGAUACGCGUAUCGUCGCAUUGCAUGUCCUCUAUGCAGCUGGAUUUGGCGUGCAACAUGAUUUCAGCGGCGGUGUUCGCAUUUCUGCCCCUGGACAUGAGCUCUCACACCGCGAUACGCUCAUGACGAUGCUAAACAAUUUCAUCGCUACAAUGAUCGUCGCGCCUCAAGAGGCCUUCUUCGAUAAGAUCGCCGUGAUCUUGAGCCCGCGGAUGAGAAGCGUUUUGCUCGCAAUCAAAGAAUUCCGGCGAUAUACGGACGAGGCCAUAGCUUCGGAACGAAUCCUUCUGGCCCAAGAUCGCGGUGACCAGAAACAUAAUCUCAUGAGUACGCUGAUUCGCACAUCUGAUCAAGCCAAGGUCGACGGUGCACAAUCUGCGAUGAAACUCACGGAUGACGAGAUCAAAGGCAACAUCUUCAUCUUCAAUGUAGCUGGCCAUGAUACCACAGCGAAUACGCUUGCGUAUACCUUUGCUUUGCUAGCCAUCAAUCCAGAGGUCCAGAAAUGGGUGAUCGAAGAAAUCGACGAAGUGCUGCUGGGCGAUAACAGUUUGGUGUACGAAGAUGCAUACCCACGUCUGAAAAGGGUCAUGGCUGUCAUGUACGAGACGCUGCGACUCUUCGGGCCGGUACCGCAGAUACCGCGGGGCCUAGUCACUCCCAACGUGCCUCUAACCAUCACUCGUCCGAACUCAGGGACAUCAAUGGCAUCCUCCUCUUCGACCACCACCCUUCUCAUUCCACCAAAUACCCUAGUAAACCUGAACAUCCACGCAAUGCACACCACGCCUUCGACGUACGCCAGCCACAAGGUAUGGAACCCCAAGAGAUGGAUUACCUCCUCUUCACCUAUGCCACAAUCCGCCCCAUCUAAUCCUUUGACGCUACAAAACGAGAACCUUCUUCACAUGGAGCAGGGCUUUGCGCCAUGGGCUAGCGGACCUCGCAUCUGUCCUGGCAUGAAGUUCGCGCAGGUGGAGUUUACGGCGGUGUUGAGUACAGUGUUGAAGAGGGCAUGGAUCGCACCGAGCGUGAAGGGUGGUGAGGGCGGCAGUGAGAUGACAGCGAAGACGGAGGUUGAGGCGUUGCUGCAGGACUCGCAUCAUAUUGGUGCAACGAUAUCCAUGAAGAGGCCGGAGGACCUGUGGCUCAAGGUCUCGAAGCGGUAG